Molecule: messenger RNA, 1923 nt
Organism: Strongylus vulgaris
Lineage: Eukaryota; Metazoa; Nematoda; Chromadorea; Rhabditida; Strongylidae
Source: the annotation of a GenBank genome assembly
AAACCUGAGGAGCGAGAGGAGACCAAGAAGAAAAAGUCCGUGGAUGCAACAAAGAAAAAGCGGAAAGUACAAAAGAAAUCAGAAGAAAAAGAAGAUAAAGUUGAUACUGAAGAAAAAAUGAAGAAGGAGGAAGCUUCUGAGAAGGCUGAAGCUGAUGAACAGUUAAAAGAGAUAGUAACGGAAAUGCCUGAUAAAAUGAAGAAAGAAGAUGGAGAACUUAAAGGCGAACAAAAAGCGAAGGAGAUACAGAAGAAGGUGGAGAAGGAAGACGAAGAGUUCGCGAAGAAACAUGAAAAGGAAGUACAGAAAGUGGAGAAGGAAAAUGGAGAGCUCAAGAAGCAUGAAAUAAAGGAAGCAGAGAAAGCUAAGAAGGAAGAUGGAGAGCUCGAAAAGAAACAUGGAAUGAAGGAAGCACAAAAAGAAGAAAAGGAACAUGCAGAGCUCGAGAAGAAGCACGAAGUGAAGGAAUCUGAAGAGGUGGGCGAAGUUCUCGUUGAAGAUGGCCUUAAGAAGGAAGCUGACGAGAAAAAGAAAAGGAAAAAGAAGCUAGCAAAGUCUGAUCAAACGGAAGAGGUUGGAAAGCUAGAACCGGAGCUCAUGGUCAAUGGCGCAGCAGCAGAAAAAACUUCAGAAACUCCAAAAAUGGAGGCCAUUGAAGAGAAGAAGAAACCACCACUAGCUUUGAAGAUCAAUAAACAAGAUUUUGAUUUGAAGAUUGGUGAUUCUUGUGAUCUGACGAUAGAAUCCAGCGAUGAAGUGAAGUUUGAAUGGACAAAAGAUGAUCUUUCGCUUAGCUCUGCUUAUUCGCAGCAAAAUUCCAAAAAUCGCACUACCGUUCGUAUUACAUCUGCUACACUGGAAAUGGCUGGAAAAUACAAAUGCGUGGCGACAAAUAAAGAAGGAGUUACGGCUACUGCUACCAUCACUGUUAACGUUAAAGGAGUUCCCAUAGCUGAGGCAGAGACGAAUGUUGUCGAAGUAAAAAUUGGCGAAACUGCCAAAUUAUUCGUAAAUGUGAGAGGAGCAACUGAUGUAAAAUGCGAAUGGAGCAAGGAUGGCAAGCCAAUUAAGGCAACAAAAACGAUGACGUCCUCGUACAAGGAUGGAACUGCCCAGCUAGUUAUCAAGUCCGCUGAAAUCACACAUAGCGGUGUGUAUAAGCUAAAAGCGUCGAAUGCUGACGGAAGUGCCGAGGCAGAUGUGACUCUGAUAGUUAAAUCAGUUCCUUCCGCUCCUGAGGGUCCUCUAAACGUAGUGGUCGAAGGGAGCGCUGCUAAACUUUCUUGGAAGCCUCCAAUGGUCGACGGUAACAGCACCAUUUUGGGCUACUAUGUGGAGAAGUUUGAUGAAAAGAAAAAGAGCUGGAACUUUGUUGCUAGGUGUACGGAACCGAAUUAUACAACUGAGAUGUCAGGAGCAGAGCUUGUUCGCUUCCGAGUGGCUGCAGAAAAUGCCAUUGGACUUGGUUCUUUUAUUGAGUCCAAAGCAGUGUCAGCAGGCACAAAGCCGGAGAUUUUGCGACCGAAAGGUGACGCAAUCUACGCUUUCAACGAAGGAGAUAAGGCAGAGUUGAAGUUCACGUUCAAAGGUGAACCUGCUCCAAAAGUGGAAUGGAUUGACAGCUUUGGCAGUGCAAUUAUCUCUAACGCAGAUUAUACGAUAAAAAAUACAUCGACAAGCACUUCGCUUACCAUCAAAAGCGUGGCGAUGAAGCAUGGUGGAGAAUACUUUUUGAAAGUCAAGAAUAGCAUUGGAGAAGACGUCCUACCACUAAAAAUCGAGGUGAAAAGUUGCCCUGAAGCCCCGGGCAAACCUUCUGCAGAGGAACAGAAAGCGGACUCCUUGCGUUUAUCGUGGUCAUCACCUGCACAUGAUGGAGGCAGUCCAAUAACGCAGUACAUAAUAGAAAUGCGUACUGUGAGU